This is a messenger RNA of Nothobranchius furzeri (turquoise killifish), 2060 nucleotides long. It is a transcript of the gene ficd, whose product is annotated as FIC domain protein adenylyltransferase. Gene Ontology annotation, molecular function: protein binding. The record is from RefSeq and is a predicted model, not a curated record. Lineage: Eukaryota; Metazoa; Chordata; Actinopteri; Cyprinodontiformes; Nothobranchiidae.
CUUAUUCACCUCCUACAGGAAGUCAAUGAUGUGUGCGUUUGUUGGUUUGUACACAGCUGUGCCGACGCGGAUAAAAAAAAAGGUAGCCAUCUGCUUGAAGAUUUUACCUGUUUGGUGUUUCUAUCGCUUCAGUCAAGGGUUACAGAAGGUUAAAUUAAGUCAGCUACCGAAACUCAGAGCUCUAUAAAGGUUAGUGGUUACUGCUGUUGUCCCCCCGGCGUAGUAGCCGUGUUUUGUUUCCGACUGUUUUCCCUCCUCUUUAACCAGUGGGUGGGUAUAGAUGGGGUCUAUUGUCACCGAAUGAUGGCGGCUUCAACCCGGGAUCAUGGCUGUUUUGACGGAGUGGCGUUACAUCAGCGGUCUUCGUCUCCUCGGAGGAUGGGGCCCGCUGUUGUGCGUGACUGUCGGCUCCUUGGUGGCCCUCCUGUUGCCCCUGGUCGGAGUGGAGAACCAGCGCUGUGCCUACAUGAAGGGCGUCGCUCAUCUCCGCUGCCAGCUGUGGGGGAGCUCGCAGCCGCCCCCAGCUGCGCAGUCCACCAGCCUGACUGUCCCCUUCACCGCCCUGGAUGUGCUGCCUCAGAAGUCCAAACCCAGCAAAGAAAUGGUGCUGGAGGCCAAAGCGGCGCUGCUGCAGGCUGUGGAGAUGAAGAAGCUUGGGAAGAGGGAGAAGGCUCACAAGCUGCUGGUCCAUGCUCUAAGUAUGAACCCAGAGUCUGUAGAUGCUCUGACUGAGCUGGGGACCAUUCUAGAGGAAGAGAAGGAUGUCGUCCAGGCAGAUCAUCUCUACACAAAGGCCUUGACCAUCUCGCCAUGUAAUGAGCGAGCUCUGAUCAGCCGAGACCGAACUCUUCCCCUGGUGGAGGAGAUUGAUCAGCGUUACUUCAGCUUAAUCGACAGUAAAGUGCGCAGACUUAUGUCCAUUCCUAAAGGGAACUCUGCACUCCGUCGAGUGAUGGAGGAAACCUAUUACCACCACAUUUACCAUACUGUGGCCAUAGAGGGCAGCACCCUUACUCUGUCUGAGAUUCGUCACAUCAUUGAGACGCGUUAUGCCGUUCCUGGAAAGAGCCUCCAGGAGCAGAACGAGGCCAUCGGUGUGGACGCAGCCAUGAAGUACAUCAACACCACUCUGCUGUCCAGAUCAGGAGCCAUCACUGUCAGCGACAUUUUGGAGAUUCACCGAAGGGUGCUUGGCUACGUGGACCCUGUGGAGGGCGGACGGUUUCGUACCAGUCAGGUAUUUGUGGGCCACCACAUCCCACCCCACCCUAAAGACCUGCAGAGGCACAUGCAGGAGCUGGUUCAGUGGCUGAACUCGGAGGAAACCCUGCAGCUGCACCCUGUGGAGUACGCAGCUCUCGCCCAUUACAAACUAGUGUAUGUGCACCCGUUCGUCGAUGGGAACGGGCGCACGUCGCGGCUGCUUAUGAACCUUGUGCUCAUGCAAGCCAGCUACCCGCCGAUCACCAUUCGCAAAGAGCAAAGGGCGGAGUAUUACUCCGCUCUAGACACAGCCAACGAGGGGGACGUUCGACCCUUCAUUCGCUUUAUAGCCAAAUGUACAGAAAUAACUUUAGACACGUUGUUGAUCUCUACCACAGAACAUGCUGUGGGCCUGCCUGGAGCCGACCAGGAUCAGGCCUGCACCAGCUGCAAACAGACCAUCCCAGUCCACAACUAAACCCGGAAGAGGAAACAUGGAGCAAGCAUUGUUAAAUCAAUUUAAUGUCAAAGCUUUUAUUGACAGAUCUACCAUAAAUGUUGGUUUUGACCAAACCUAAGAGGAUAUAACUGCUGCAAAAGGAGGGACUGAAAUCAGAUUUUAUUCAGGUUAUUCCCCAUAUAAUUAUUUACCUCCAUCAUAAAAAAUAUUAUUCUCAAAGGAAAUGUUGAAUGAAUUUCCACUAGAUGCAAUCUGAAUUUGACUACUGCUGAUGUGAGAAACUGUUUCUGCUCAAGGAUCCCUUUUGCCAUGGAGUCGUCUUCAGGAUAAUUUUGUCUGGCACUGCAAAGCACUUUGAUGUAUUUAUUUGAAAAUAAAUAAGGUUUAUUAACUUUGA